AGGCAAGACGGAAGGCACCGUAGAUAUAGCGAGGACCCAGUAAAGAUGGCGGAGCGUUCAGUUCUUUUCGUCUGUUUGGGCAAUAUUUGUCGAUCUCCAAUUGCUGAAGCUAUCUUCAGGAAGCUGGCAACAGAUCAGGGAGUAAUAAAUAAAUGGAAAAUAGACAGUGCUGCAACCUCAACGUAUGAAAUAGGGAAUCCGGUUGACCCACGAAGCCAAAGGUGUCUGAGGAAGCAUGAUGUUACCACGAAUCACAUUGCCAGGCAGGUAACUGACAAUGAUCUUGCAACAUUUGAUUUUAUGCUUUGCAUGGAUGACAGCAAUUUGAGAUCUUUAAAAUCAUUGGCUGGAAAAGUAAACAAUCCAAAGUCAAAAAUACAAUUACUUGGAUCAUAUGAUCCACAAAAGAAGCUUAUUAUACACGAUCCUUAUUAUGGAGAGGAAUCAGAUUUUGAAGAAGUGUACCAGCAGUGCUUAAGGUGUUGCACAGCAUUCCUGGAAGCUAAUAAUUAAUUACGUUCAAGAGGAGUUAUUUUUAUCAUGUAUUAGAACAAAUUAUAUCAUUGAGCCUGGAUUUACUAACAUCAUUGGUUUCAGAUUUCCAGAUCUAGUUACUGGAAAUUAAAUUAAAUAUAGCUAACAAUAUUAAACAUACGUUUCAAUGUUCCUGUUUUCUCUGUAGUGAGUAGACAGAAGUAUUCAUCCACGCAAAUUUUAAAACUGCUAAAACCUCAUUAAAACUUGCAUUUGAUGGUC
Hypanus sabinus (Atlantic stingray) is the source of this 756-nucleotide messenger RNA. It is a transcript of the gene acp1, whose product is annotated as acid phosphatase 1. The transcript is spliced from 6 exons. The coding region runs from base 46 to 513 and encodes 155 amino acids. NCBI's taxonomy places the organism in Eukaryota, Metazoa, Chordata, Chondrichthyes, Myliobatiformes, Dasyatidae. Gene Ontology annotation, biological process: protein dephosphorylation. Gene Ontology annotation, molecular function: non-membrane spanning protein tyrosine phosphatase activity; acid phosphatase activity. The record is from RefSeq and is a predicted model, not a curated record. Gene Ontology annotation, cellular component: cytoplasm.